AUGAUGGACGACGGCCCUCCCGCGGCCGAGGCGGCCCCAGGGCCUGCGGGCUCGCCGCGAGGCGCCCCUGGGCCGCUCCGCAGCAACCGCAGGACCGCGCUGGCCAACGGGACCAUCGUGUUCGCGCUCGUCCUCUUCGGGAGCUCGGCGCCGCUGCUGGACUCCGCCGUCACGCUGGACGGCGUCGCGUUCUGCCGGCACCAGUUGGGCAUAUGGCAAGUGCUUGAGCGCGUCGGCGCUCACGCCGGCGGAUUCGUCGCCGUGGUGUUGGCGCUCGUGGUGGUGGUGCUCCCGCUGGCCGUGGCCGCGCUCGGCUAUCUCGGCACGCUGCGGGCAGGGGACGACUGGCUCCUGCGCCUGGGCGCGGCGCUCGCGCCCUGCAUCUGCACGGAGGGGGACGUCCACGCGGUUGCCCUGGUGGUGUUCUUGUUCACCGCGCAGGAGGAGACCACCUCCGAACGGAGAUCCCCGCGGGUUCCUUCGCGGGCGUGA
Prorocentrum cordatum is the source of this 492-nucleotide messenger RNA. The record is from the annotation of a GenBank genome assembly. Lineage: Eukaryota; Dinophyceae; Prorocentrales; Prorocentraceae.